AUGAGCACACGUUGUUUAUUUGGAAUAUUUGUUUUUGGAUCAAAUUCAUCAGUAGUUUAUCGAUUUGUAACUGAUGAUUUAUUUGCACAUUUAAGACAAUGUUUUCAAAAUCGAGGAUAUAAACUUCAAGAUGAUACAACAGACGAUAAUCAAAGUGAUAAUAAUGACAAUGAACUUACAUUAUCAGUUGAUGAUGCUAUUUCACAACAUCUAUCUGUAUUAGUUAGAGUUCAUGAACAAACAGUAUCACGUCAUGAUCCCAUACGACGAAUAACACUUAACUCUGGUAUGCAAGUGUUUUUCGAUCAGGUAAAAAAAAUAUUUUCUCGAAUCUUUUUUUCUUAUUGA
Molecule: messenger RNA, 348 nt
Organism: Adineta steineri
Lineage: Eukaryota; Metazoa; Rotifera; Eurotatoria; Adinetida; Adinetidae
Source: the annotation of a GenBank genome assembly